This is a messenger RNA of Histoplasma mississippiense, 1908 nucleotides long. RefSeq lists its product as hypothetical. The transcript has 3 exons. The coding region runs from base 1 to 1908 and encodes 635 amino acids. The record is from RefSeq and is a predicted model, not a curated record. Gene Ontology annotation, biological process: regulation of transcription by RNA polymerase II. Lineage: Eukaryota; Fungi; Ascomycota; Eurotiomycetes; Onygenales; Ajellomycetaceae.
AUGAAAUCCAUGGAAAGUCCCAAACUCACCGUCGACAUCAGUCGACGAACUCAUUCUGCUACAUGUAAGACACCACGAAGAAGCAUCACGGACUGGUCCCACGGUGGGAUGAAUUGGCAGCAGAUAUGCAAGUCCUAUCAAAGGAAGCGAACAACUAUUACCAUGGCGUGGUGGAUAUGGGGAGGUAGUGUAUUCGUCCUCUCUUUCAAUGGCAUUCGCUUCUCAAUAUCGGACCUUACCCCACCAACGGCCAGAAUACUGCCCACACUCUUCCAGGAUCGUGCGUCCAUAUCCUUAUACGACGCCCAGCAUGAGAAUGGAAGCAUUCAAAGACGCCCAAUCUCGAAAAAAGUACAAAUGGAUGUUGUAGCAUCUCUUCUGCGAUUCAAGCAAACAUGCAUUGACUUUGGAGUCCCGCAAUCGAACAUUCAUAUAAUAGCUACGGAGGCCACUCGGACUGCGCCAAAUUCAGAGGAGUUUAGAGAUUCAGUGACAAAGGCCACGGGCUGGACAAUCCAAAUGCUUUCACCAGAAGAGGAAGGUAGGGUCGGAUCUCUCGGUAUAGCAAGCAGUCUUGGGGUAGUAGAGGGUCUCGUAAUGGAUCUGGGAGGGGGAAGUGUUCAGAUUACAUGGGUGUCACGAAAAGCGGAAGCGAAGCGUGGCUUCAGUUUUCCAUACGGUGCAGCAGCAUUGAUGCAGAAGUUAGAAGAGGCUAAGAAAAUCGGAAACGAGGCAUUGGAGAAGUUGGCGGAGGAAAUAACAUCUAAUUUUCGGCAGGCAUACAACAACCUCGACAUUCCAGAAGAUAUGAAGGAAGAUGCAAAGAAAAACGGUGGCUUUGAUCUCUACCUUAGCGGAGGCGGGUUUAGGGGCUGGGGCUACAUGCUCAUGAGCCAGUCAGAAAUAUCCCCAUACCCAAUCCAGAUCAUCAACGGCUUCAAGGUUUCUUUCUCGUCGUUCAAACAGACUGCCCCAACGGAGAUUCUGGCGGCUACGGAAGAGGUAGUGAAGAUAUUCCGCGUGUCAGACCGACGAAGAGCACAAGCCCCUGCAGUCGCGUUCCUCAUCCAUGCACUCACCCUCGCCCUCCCGAAAAUCAAAGAUGUCCGGUUCUGCCAAGGGGGGGUGCGGGAGGGCUUCCUGUUCGGCAAGCUGCCCAUGGAAACCCGCCUUCAGGAUCCCUUGGUCACGGCGACGUUGCCAUAUAAAACAGGAUCCGCGUCGCAGAUCGGCGAACUUAUUUUCCGCGCCCUACCAAAGUCCUCAACAAUCUCAGUGUUAAAGGAAUUCACCCCUCCGGCCCUUUUUAACUCCCAAUUCAUCUCCGCUGUUGCAAACAUCAUGCACACGCAAUCAUCCGCGACCAAAGAAACUCGCUCCUCCGCCGCCCUCCACUCCACCGCAACUGGCCUCCUCUGUUAUACGCACGGCUUAUCCCACGAGCGUCGCGCCGCCCUCGCGCUUGUCCUCUAUGACAGCUGUGCCGGCGACCUCCCCUCUCAACACGAAUCAUUCCUCGCUCGUCUACGCCUCAUCCUCUCUAUUGAAGAGGCGUGGUGGUGUCGGUAUAUUGGACGCGUGACGGCGUUUGUCGGCGGUAUCUAUCCAGCCGGUUUAAUUCCCCCUCAGGGCCCGCGGAUUGAUCUUGAAGUGCGCUGCGUGGAUACUGGGCUUGGUAAGAAAGGAAAACUUCCUGGGAUUGAGUUGACCAUUAAAAUUCCUCAGAGGGGCGGUGGGCCCGGGAGUAGUAAUGGGGUUACUGAGGGUGCAUUUACGGAUGAGAACUUUUUAGCCGCGGGGGUCAGGCGGAUUGAGAAGAUUGGAAAAAGGAAGCACUGGCUUGAGAGGGGAAAGGGGCAGGAGCGCUUUGGUAUUAAAGUUGGGGUGAAGAUUGUGGAGGGCUUGUGA